CCCUUCCUUCAUUCAUCCAGAGAUCUUCUGUUUCUUGCUGUGCGUGCCUCAGCCCAAGUCAGCUGUCGACAACAUCUGAACAACACCGGACAACAACCCCUUUCUCUUUUUUGUCCUUAACCUUCUUCUCUCUCUUCUCGCCUGCUUUUCCAUCUUCUCUAUCCACCUGUCGCUCGUUGAUGUGUGGUGUCUGAGUCCCCCCACGAAAUUUCAGUCAACCAGCCAUCCGGCCCUUUACCACCACCACCACUCCCAACAGCACCACCAACCACCACUUGCCAUCAGCGGCCACUACCUACCAAACGCACCGCUGUGUCUCAGCCCUCGCACCAUCUCACAUGAUAGAUCCGACGGGACUUUUCUCCUAAAUCACCACCACCCCAGAUGGCUCAACAGCCAUCCAACCCCAGACCCGUGCCCUCGGCCGCCAGUCAUUCGGAUCGCGGCUCUCCCACCGCCUCGUCUCUCGCCCGGCAUGGCUCUCCAGCGCCAUCGAUGCCUGUGGGCUCUCCUGCCGUGCGCCAGAUCCCCGUCCCCGCUCAACUCGCCUCCGAAGACGUUUCCUCCGCUCAAUCUCCGCUGCCCGGUCGCGACGAGUCGAGAGCCUCCCUCCCGCAAGCGGUCGCUGGUGAAUCUGCCCUCUCUUCAGCUUUGAAGGAGUCCUUUGGCAGAAGCCCCCCACGAUUUGGCACCCCGCCUAUACGUCCGCUGUCUCCUGCUGCUGAAGCUGCUUCAGGUCGAGGGCCUCCGAGUAAUUUCGGUUCCUUCGAUGCCCGCAGCCGCUCGCCCGCGCCUGCUGAAGACCCAGAGAUUGUGCGCCGCCAUCUCGUUGGCCCUCCUCACAAGUCCUCCUUCUCCAACCUCAGCGGACAGUAUGGCUCGCCCAGCGCCUCACAUCGCGGGUUUGGGGGGAACGCAGAGUCCGUCUCGGGUGAGGACGAGGAAUUCAACAGUCUGCAACUGCAGGGAGGGGACAUUACCCGCCAGAUCUACCGAUGGACUGAGCAGCAGGAGGCUUUGGAGCGUCAGAAGAUGAAAAGAAGUCAAAGUUUUGCUGAAGAGCCUGCCGUUAGGUCAAGAAGCCCAACUUCAGACAUCGACAAGAUACGACAGCCUGGUGGUUUCAGACGCAACUACCUGCGCCGCUCGGCAGCCAGCCCCUCGCCCGCGCCUGGCCCAUCAGGCUACGGAACUGUGAACCAGCGGCCCCAGCCGGCCGUCUUCACCAACAACUUCCUCGAAUUCCUUACUCUGUACGGCCACUUCGCUGGAGAGUCUCUCGAAGAAGACGACGAGGAUUUGGAGCCCGACGAGUACUUUUCUUCAGACGCCCUGGACUCGGGAGAUCAUAGCGGGGAUGAAGACCGCGAAUUUGGCGAAUCGAGCGCUUUGCUGACCCCAGGGAGGCGGAAGAAGAGAAAGGCCAAGGCGACCGGACAAGGAAGCCCUACAGGCGCUGCGUUACUUCUCCUCAAGUCGUUUGUGGGCACAGGCGUGCUGUUCCUGCCCAGGGCCUUUUUAAAUGGCGGCAUGCUAUUUUCAAAUGUCGUCCUCUUCGGCGUGGCUGCCCUCUCGUAUUUCUGCUUCGUCCUGCUGGUCUCCACUCGAUUGGCCGUUGAACACUCGUUUGGUGACAUGGGCUACCACAUCUGGGGGAACUGGCUGCGCACCAUGAUCAACUUCUCCCUCGUCGUCUCGCAAAUUGGCUUCUCGUCAGCAUACAUUGUGUUCGUAUCGGAAAAUCUUCAAGCCUUUGUGUUGGCCGUCACGGACUGUAAAACCCACAUCAGUAUCGGCCUCAUGAUCCUGAUCCAGAUGGUCAUCUUUCUGCCGUUAUCGCUUUACCGUAACAUUAACCAUAUCCAAAAGCUCGCACUCGCCGCUGAUGUUUUUAUUCUCGCUGGCCUCGUCUAUCUCUACUACUUUGAUAUCUUGACCAUUGUCAACCAAGGCGGCAUAUCAGACAUUGCAAACUUCAACAAGAACGACUGGACGCUCUUCAUCGGCACCGCCAUCUUCACCUUCGAGGGUAUCGGGUUGAUCAUCCCCAUUCAAACCGGCAUGAAGGACCCUAAGAAGUUUCCCAACGUGCUCGGCGGCGUCAUGGUCAUCAUCACCGUCAUCUUCAUCUCCAUGGGUGCCCUCUCCUACGCAGCCUUCGGCUCCAAGACCAAGACAGUCAUCAUUCUCAACAUGCCCCAGGACGACAAAUUCGUCAACGGUGUCCAGUUCAUCUACUCUCUCGCUAUCCUCCUUUCGACGCCCCUGCAGAUCUACCCAGCCAUCGAAAUCACGUCCCAGCAGCUUUUCAGUAAAACGGGCAAGUACAACCCUUACAUCAAGUGGAAGAAGAACUUCUUCCGCUUCCUCAUGGUCGGUAUAUGUGCCAUGCUUGCGUGGCUUGGCGCAAACGACCUCGACAAGUUUGUUUCUCUGGUCGGCAGCUUCGCUUGCAUCCCCCUCGUCUACAUUUAUCCCCCCAUGCUGCACUACCGCGCUGUCGCACGCACAUCCACCGCCCGCGCCAUUGACAUUUGCGUCGGCAUCCUCGGUCUCGUCGGUAUGGUGUACACCACCACACUCACUAUUAACAGCUGGAUUAAAGGGAGCACGCCGAAAUCCCCGGGGUACUGCGACAGAUAG
Molecule: messenger RNA, 2643 nt
Organism: Periconia digitata
Lineage: Eukaryota; Fungi; Ascomycota; Dothideomycetes; Pleosporales; Periconiaceae
Source: the annotation of a GenBank genome assembly